Molecule: messenger RNA, 1594 nt
Organism: Saprolegnia parasitica CBS 223.65
Lineage: Eukaryota; Oomycota; Saprolegniomycetes; Saprolegniales; Saprolegniaceae
Exons: 4
Coding region: 59-1561 (500 amino acids)
Source: RefSeq, a predicted model, not a curated record
CAACAUCAACAAAUCGUUCCAAGAUCUGAGGCCAAGCAGAGUUGAAAAGCAAGCAAAUAUGGCAGACAACCGCGAGUGGACGCUGGAGGACGCCAGCGAAGAGCUCUGGGCAGCGAUCGACGAGCUCCGCGCCAAGCGCGACAAGCUGGCCACGAUCAACCGUACCGAAGCCAUGGGCUUUACCCAGCGCAUCGACAUGUACAAGCGGCAAAUCGCAACGGCUGUGCCGGCCAUGAAGCAGUCGGCGCAAGCACAGCUGCGCAUGGUCGAGCAGCAAAAGACCUUUUCGGAGCAGAACCUGCAGCGCAACACGCGGGCGAUUGACACCCAGAUUGAAACCAUCAACCGCAUUCUAGAAGAGAAGAAAGUCCGCGACCAGCGCCAGCUCGAAGAGGGGCUGCAGACGGUGCAGCAAGACGUCGUGACGUUGAAGGCGACGACACAAGCGCUCGCGGGCCAAAUCGACGUCUUGAAGACCGAGGCGCGCGAGCGCAAGGCCGGCUUUGAGAAGAGCAUUGCUGCGAUCCGAGAGGAAGCCAAAAGCGCGGCAGAAAUGUCGGAAGACAUGCACACGCAGAUCUACGCCCUCCAGGCGCAGUCCCAGCUCCUCAUGGCCGAGUACGACGCCAAGCAAGCGGCUCUGCGCGAGAAGCAGUACAUCGAGGAGAACCCGACGUACUCGAUGGUGUACUCGUGCAUCUUUUCCAAGAUCAACGAGGUCUUUGUCGCGUCCAAGGCGCUCGCGAGUGGCAUGGUCACGCGUGAAAAGUACUCGGACGGCGACCGCACCGCGCAGUACAUGACGCUACUCAGCGAGUCGGUGCCGUUUCCAUGCGCCAACAUGGUCCUCGGGUGCAUUACGAACCGCGUCCAAGCGCUCUCGGACAAGCGCGAAGAAGAUCGCGUCGCCAACAUCACGUCCAAUGCCAACAGCUUUUCCGAAAUGGACGAGAUUUGUGAUGCGGUCGCGCGCGGUCUCGUGUUUGCUUACGAAGAGCAGCUCUGCGCGAUGACGCGCCAUGGCGCGUCGGUCUUUAGCGAGUGCCUCGUGCGUGGCGUGCUUGAGUUUCUAAGCACGCCGCCGUACGAGCGUGGCGUGCCAUUGGAUGAUGACGCGUCCACCGCCAGCCUCGUCGCGCAAAUCAUCACGUUUUUGGGCCGACGCGAUUACGUGAAACGCGAGGCCGCGAUCGAAAAGAUGACGGGAUGCAUGCCGUUCGCGGACUUUGCCAUGUUUCAUUGGUUCAACAAGAAGACGCCGACAGCGUCGACGCUCGAGCGGGCGCGGCGCCCGGUGCCCAUCGACUGCCGCUUGCCCCAAAACGUGUCGUGGACGGACGUGGGCAUUCUGCAGCUCUCGGGGAUUCGCACGCGUCAUGGCGACCACUACGAUUGCGACGCGGCGCAGCCACAUGUGUAUGGGUACCGCCUUGCGUCGGCGCGCGACGCCGCCGUGCUCGGGUACUUUAGCGCGUCGCGCCAACCAGGCUACGUCGUGCCGCUCAACGACGACCAGCUCGGUCGCAACCCCGAAGCCCAUACCAAGUUUUGGCGCGGGUAAAGACAUUUCGAUGGUAUUUUUCGGCGUUUCCAG